This is a messenger RNA of Anarrhichthys ocellatus (wolf-eel), 4187 nucleotides long. RefSeq names its product ankyrin repeat domain-containing protein SOWAHC-like. The transcript has a single exon. The record is from RefSeq and is a predicted model, not a curated record. The coding region runs from base 179 to 2002 and encodes 607 amino acids. Gene Ontology annotation, molecular function: protein binding. NCBI's taxonomy places the organism in Eukaryota, Metazoa, Chordata, Actinopteri, Perciformes, Anarhichadidae.
GCAGUGAAAAGCUCGACCUCACACUCGUCCUCACGUGGCACAGUUAGCGAUACUACUUCAUUCAUUUCUGCGCCGAAUGAUAACUCGUUUGAUUUUGUCGGUAUGGGACGGUACGACAGGAACGCAUGUUUACGCGAUGUUUUGCUGCUUUGACGGUUAUUCAAAUUAGUAGUUUACAAUGGCGUCCGAGUGUAGUCAAGAGGCAAUUCUCGCCUUUCUAAAGGAGAAAGGGGGCAAAGUGAAAAACAAGGAUUUAAUUGCGCAUUUUAAGGUCGUAUUCCCGGAGGAGCCGGAGAAGAAAGCUGCUGUCCGUGAGACAUUUAAAAAGUACGUGGACAACAUUGCUUUUGUAAAGACUGAGAGUGAAGUGAAAUAUGUCCGCCUGAAGAAAAUGUUUCGCGGUUCAGAGAAGGAGCAGCUGAACUGGAGUGUUAGCGACGGGACAGAAACCGAGCCGGUAACGUCUCGAGAGGAACUCCGUCACCGUUAUCCUGCAGGUUCAGACAGCCGUCGGGCUCGUGGCAGUGACGCAGCGGAGCUCCCAGCCCAGCCUCGCGCCGCAGGAGGUGAGGCGCAGCCACCUGGCGCAGGUUACGGAAGUGAGCGCCAGGUGAGAGUUCCGCAUGAUUUCAACACUGCGAAUAUUUUUACAGAGCAAACGGACGACACAAGUGAGUGUGGCGAGUUUGUUUGUGCAGUUGAGGAAGUAGACAGCCGCUCGGGUGAGAUGGGAAACAGAGAAAGCUUCAAACGAGAGAGGAGGGACUCCAAGAAGAAGCAGGUUGUAAACGAACCUGAAAUACCAGAAAUUUCAAUGACUAAAGCUUCGCCUGUUCCUGCAGAGGGAUCUAUGUUCAUCCUGCUGGGGCCUGUACAAACCGGUACUAAAGGACAGAUAGACACAGGUAGUGUUGGACUCGGCCCCAGAGACGGACCGGUUGAGACGGAGUCUCUUUCAGCAGAAGGCCUGAAUGAAGUAGAACACAUUAACGUGGGGACCAGGAGCUCAAAAGGAUACCAACGGCAAGUUCCCUCCAGACAGCCGGAGUCAGACGAAGAGGCGGAGGAUGAAGGGCAGUUGGACACACGCAGUCUGUCUGGGAGCGAAGGACUCGGCAGUCCCAAAGGCAGUCGUAAACACUUCAUCGAGGUAAUGAUGAGCAGCUCCCCCCAGGUGAGGCGGAGCAUGGUGAUACGCAGCUCAGUGUACCUGUCCUACAGGAAUGAUGGCGACUCGGCUUCCCUGGUCUCCUCCGACCCGGACGACGACAGGACUGCCGUCACUCUGGACCCGCUGGAACACGAGUGGAUGAUGUGCGCCUCGGACGGGGAGUGGGGCAGCUUGUGCCCCCUCCUCGCCACGGAUCCGAGCCUCGUCCUGAGGAAGGACUUCGUCACCGGUUUCACCUGCUUGCACUGGGCGGCCAAGCGAGGCAAGCCCGAGCUGAUGGCGCUGCUCAUCAACUUUGCCAAGCAGCACGACGUCCCCAUCAGCGCCGAUGUCCGAUCCAACAGCGGCUACACGCCGCUGCACGUGGCUGCCAUGCACAACCACAUGGAGGUGGUGAAGCUCCUGGUCGGGGCCUACGACGCCGAUGUGGAGAUCCGAGACUACAGCGGGAGGAAGGCCUGCCAGUACCUCACUGACAACGUGAGUGUAGACAUGCGGGACAUAAUAGGAGCGUACGAGCGUGCUGACUCAAAGAACGCAGACCUCAGGGAAGGAAGCCGCUUGAGGUUCUCCAAGGCUCUCCAGUCCAACCUGAAGCCCCUCAGACUCCUCAACCCCAACGACUGGGACUCCGUGGACGGCGAGGUUCCACCCAGACAGAAAGUCGUCAGGAGGAAGUCCUCACUCAGCAGGAUGAAGCCCAAACUGCAGAAGCUGCGCUUGAGGACAUCGCAGAUUGUCCACGGCACCACAUUCCGAGACAGGGAGGAGCAGGAGGGGUCAGGGAGAGGUUUCUUUAAGUCCAGACCCAAGACAUAUUUCUUUGGGUGAGAUCAGUACUGAUACAGGACAGGAAAUGGUUUACAGGGAUACCAACGGUACCAGCAUACAAUGAUGUACACUGAUGUAUUGAAAAAAACAUUUUUUACCCUCAGCUGUUUUACCUUGAGUGAAAUGUCCCCGUAUGACUUCGGUCCACUCACUACAUUGAACCCUAAAUGUUUGACUCGUUUCACCAACAUUUGAGGUUAAAACAAAGUUACAGACCUCCUCUGAAAAUACUAAAGCCACCUGGAGCGGGCUAAAUCCAAGAAAGUGGAUCAAUCCCCUGGUUAGUGCGCUGCACAGCACUGAUGUAUACGAAUGGGUUACUUAACAGGAAUAUAUAUCCACUGAUGGUAUGUUUGGACAGAGAUGAGGAAUCAGUGUCUUUGUUAUUAUGCCAGCCAGCCUCUUUCUGUGCAAGCACACGUUUAACAGUACUGAUACAGUACUGUUCAUAUGUCGUCAUAUCCUUUAACUGCACACUGAAAAUUGCUGAUGACCGUUUUCGCCAGUAGAACCGGAUUGAUACAUUGGCAGGGCCUGUAUCUUGGCUUAUUAGCAAAAUGUCACACUCGGCACAAAAAUAUCGUGAUAAAAAUAAGCCUGAUAUAUUGUCAUUUUUUGUACAAAUUCAAAUAUGUACAUAAUUGCAUAAUAGGACUAUCAUUUCCUUUGAUCUAUUUUGUUACAUCUUUGCACAUUUGAACAAAAUCAGCUCUUAGAUUUGUAUUUGCACAUUAUAAUUAGUUACAUGACACAAACCUUAUGUUAAAGAAUGGCAAAUGUUUCCUGGGUUAAGGGGCCAUUCUAAGGUUGUGCAUGUUUGAUGUUCUUACUGAUUAAAUCAAUGAGUGCAUUAUUGCAUAUUCAUAAAGGCUUGUGUCUGAUUUGACAAUUUUUAUUUAUAUCCUAAUUGUAUACAUGUAAAAUUCAUUCAUACGAAGCAAUUUGUUAAUUAGUGUUUAUUAACAUAUUGUGAAUCGGUGGGACAUCUUAAUCUGUUAAUAUAAUAACUGUAAACUCACAUGACUAUAAAUUAGUACAAUCUGGAAUAAAGGCAUAAUUCACAGUGAUCGUGGUAAACCAUUUGUGCGCAGUAUAAUCAGUUUGAUUGGAAUACAGUUUUUGAUGCUGACACACUGAAAUGUAUCCAGAACAUUAAACAGAGAAGAGUUCAGGCCCAGGAUCAUAAACAUAAAUAUAUCAACAUGAACGUUUUUUUAUACUUAUAGAAACUAAGACGACACCAUGAUCCGGAACGACGAUUUACAUUUAUGUAAUCUUUGAAAACGUAUCACAUAUAGUUAUAGACUUCCAUUAAAAAGCAAUUUGCAAGAAUUUGCUAAAACUGGUCACUGUGAAUUAUGAAAUGCACUCAAAUAAAAUAUAAUGAUGAGAUGGAUCCAAGUUGACAUCUUGGAUCGUCAACUAAAGCUAAAGCCAUCAGCAUGUGGGGACUCUGAGUUAAAUAUGUGAAAUGAUAUUGCACUAUAAAUGCUAAUUCAAGAUAUGAAUGUAAAAAUUAAUUUUCAUUAAGGCAAAAAAAGUGCACUUUGUGGUAUACAAAUGGAAUAUUUAUACCCUAAAACAGAAUCCACUUAAAGGGCCGGUGUGUAGGAUCUGGCGACAUCUUUAAGUGAAAUUGCAGAUUGCAACUGGAACGUCUACCGUAUUUCCUUUCAGCAAUAAGGUACAUUCAAUAAUUAAUUAUGUUUGGCAUAGAGAUAAAUUAAAAUGUGUGAAAACUCACUUUUCAGUAGACUCGAUGUUUAAAUUAGUCCCAGAUUCUAUGUUGUGAUUGAAUAGUGAUUCUCUACAACUUACAAACUCACACGUCACAUUAAAUCACAAAUCUGGAAAUCAUCUGUCGGCUUCAAUAGGCAACACUAAGGCCUGUAGGAAUUUCAUGUGCUCUGACUGUCUGUGGAUAUUUAACACAGCAAAGCUGCUCUAUAUGGGAGCAAGAUAUUAACAUAUCAAAGUGUGGUUUAGUCUCUAUAAACAGAAGAGCAGAGAGUGACAACUUAGCUGAUGUUAAUAAAAAACAAAACAUAUAGGCGUUAAUUGUACACAGAAUACUUUGUGUGAUAAUGCAGCAGAAAUGAAGACAAGCUCACCCAUCAGGUCUGAUGUGCACAUUUCUCUUCAGGUUUGCCGUUUUCAAGUUUGAAUUUAAUAAAUUAUCAACAGU